Messenger RNA from Melozone crissalis (California towhee), 2586 nucleotides. RefSeq names its product ubiquitin specific peptidase 3 (gene USP3). The coding region runs from base 79 to 1641 and encodes 520 amino acids. Lineage: Eukaryota; Metazoa; Chordata; Aves; Passeriformes; Passerellidae. The transcript has 15 exons. Gene Ontology annotation, cellular component: cytoplasm. Gene Ontology annotation, molecular function: cysteine-type deubiquitinase activity; zinc ion binding. Gene Ontology annotation, biological process: protein deubiquitination. The record is from RefSeq and is a predicted model, not a curated record.
GAUGGCUGUUGUGCGCGGGACGCCGCCGCUGUAGCGCCGCGAGGAGCCGCCCGCCCGCCCCGCUCCGCCGCGCCCGCCAUGGAGUGCCCGCACCUCGGCUCCAGCGUCUGCAUCGCGCCCGACUCGGCCAAGUUCCCGCAGGGCUCGCCCUCCUCCUGGUGCUGCAGCGUGUGCCGGUCAAAUAAAAGUCCCUGGGUCUGUCUGACGUGUUCGAGUGUCCAUUGUGGAAGAUAUGUGAAUGGCCAUGCAAAAAAGCAUUAUGAAGAUGCACAGAUUCCUAUGACCAAUCAUAAGAAAACAGAAAAACAGGAGAAAGUUCAGCAUACUGUGUGUAUGGAUUGCAGUAGUUACAGUACAUACUGUUAUCGUUGUGAUGAUUUUGUAGUCAAUGAUACCAAGCUGGGCCUGGUACAGAAGGUCAGAGAGCACCUACAGAACUUGGAAAAUUCAGCCUUUACAUCAGACAGACAUAGGAAAAGAAAACUAUUGGAAAACUCAUCUCUGAACAGCAAGUUAUUGAAAGUAAAUGGAAGCACCACUGCCCUUUGUGCCACAGGCCUUCGGAACCUGGGGAACACUUGUUUCAUGAAUGCAAUCCUUCAGUCACUCAGUAACAUUCAGCAGUUUUGCUGUUACUUCAAAGAGUUGCCUGCAGUGGAGCUGAGGAAUGGGAAGACGGCAGGGCGGCGAACUUACCACACCAGGAGCCAGGGGGAUAACAAUGUUUCACUUGUGGAAGAAUUCAGAAAGACACUCUGUGCUUUAUGGCAAGGAAGCCAAACUGCAUUUAGUCCAGAGUCUUUAUUUUACGUUGUUUGGAAAAUAAUGCCAAAUUUUAGGGGAUACCAGCAGCAGGAUGCCCACGAGUUCAUGCGUUACCUUUUGGACCAUCUACACCUGGAACUCCAGGGUGGCUUCAACGGUGUUUCACGUUCAGUAAUCUUGCAAGAAAAUUCUAACCUGUCUGGAAGCAAUAAAUGUUGCAUAAAUGGAGCGUCUACUGUCGUCACUGCCAUUUUCGGAGGCAUUCUUCAAAAUGAAGUCAACUGCCUAAUAUGUGGGACUGAAUCUAGAAAGUUUGACCCAUUCCUAGACCUUUCGCUAGAUAUUCCAAGUCAGUUCAGAAAUAAACGUACUAAAAACCAAGAGGGUGGACCAAUGUGCACGCUACGAGAUUGUCUUCGCAGUUUUACAGACCUGGAAGAACUUGAUGAGACAGAGCUGUACAUGUGCCACAAAUGCAAAAAGAAACAGAAGUCCACCAAAAAAUUCUGGAUUCAGAAACUACCAAAGGUGCUAUGCUUACACUUGAAACGCUUUCACUGGACAGCAUAUCUGAGGAACAAGGUUGAUACAUAUGUUGAGUUUCCCUUGCGAGGCCUAGACAUGAAAUGCUACUUGUUAGAGCCUGAAAACAGCGGCCCAGAGAGCUGCCUGUAUGACCUCGUGGCUGUGGUUGUGCAUCACGGCUCAGGCGUUGGUUCCGGCCACUACACGGCGUACGCGGCGCACGAGGGCCGCUGGUUCCACUUCAAUGACAGUACUGUAACCCUGACUGACGAGGAGACCGUGGGCAAGGCCAAGGCCUACAUCCUCUUCUACGUGGAGCGCCAAGCCAAGCCUGGAGCAGAGAAACUUUAAUACCUCCUUUGCAUUCUUACUUAUCAAGUCCACCGGACAAACAUUUCCAUUUUUCCAUAAAUACUUGAUCCGAGACUUAUUAAUUUCAUUGUGCACUUUGCAAUUUCCUCUUGUGGGUUUUUGUUUUGUUGUGUCAAUGGUAGCAUUUGACUUACUGAACUUGGACACAAACUAACUUUUUUUUUUAGUUAUACCAGAAAACCUCAGCAGAUUUUGAUUUGCUGCUUUAGUUGUGAUAACUCAAUUUUUAUAUAUAUAGUUUCAUGAAAUAGUUAUUUGACUUUUUUAUAUUAAUGUUUUCAGUUCUCACUUUCUAAAGGCACAUUUACAUCAAAAAUUCUCUGUCCUCUUUACAAGCAAGAUAAAUGUGCUUUUGAUCAUGAAAAGCAAUACAACUUCAUGCUGUUCGCAGUCCUGUUAUGUAGAUAUGACUUAAUCUCUUUAAAUCAAGGAAUUGUUUGCACGUACAACUGUUUCCCUCGUGCAAGAGACUUAACUGGUGACCUCUGACCAAUCAUCCUUUGUCUGCAGAAGAGAGGCAAUAUAACAUCAUUAAAUAGACCAGGUAAUUGCUGCUAUAUUGGUGUAUUCAGGCUGGUGACUGUCAGGAAUCAUUGUAAAUAAACAGUUGGUUCAAUUGUAUAAAUACUGCAAUUUAAUUACAGUACUGCUCAGAUAUGCUGCCCCCUACCCCCUGCAAAUUUAAAACAAUUCUCUUUACCUGUCUAAAUUACUUUGCCCUUUAUGGUUUUAUAACUGAACCUGAAUUCUAUUUGACAUCUCUUGGGUUAGACUGUCAUCCUGAAAUUGGAUCAUGAACACUUACGUGUUUGAAAACUGGGGCGACUUCCUGGCAGUAGAAUCCCAAGUAGAAGCCCGUAGUUCCUAGUGGGAAUUGGCCCCAAGGGCUGGGGUUUGUGAGAACAGGAGUGGGUCUAAAUGCAG